Molecule: messenger RNA, 1575 nt
Organism: Paecilomyces variotii
Lineage: Eukaryota; Fungi; Ascomycota; Eurotiomycetes; Eurotiales; Thermoascaceae
Product: putative short-chain dehydrogenase TIC 32, chloroplastic
Exons: 7
Coding region: 288-1292 (334 amino acids)
Source: RefSeq, a predicted model, not a curated record
UACUUUGUGAUGUGCGGAAGUGCUAUCCGUCUGAUCUCCCACUCUUUCGUCACUCUGAUGUGCAAAACUCAUAAGGCUGCAACCACAACCUAGACAGUCAAUUUGGGGGUUCUUCAGAUGUUAUUUGCAAAAGUAGUAUAUUAUUUAGUCUAAUAUCCCUCUAAUUCUUUCAGUAGAUAGAGGAUACUGCUGAAUGUGGUGUUGAAAUCUAUCGCUCUGAUUAUUCCGAUAUUAAGUAUCUCCCUAUCAAAUCACACACAACGUCAUCACAGAUCGUCGGAAGCAUCAUGCAAGCGAUUUUGGGUAUGCUGGGAUUCGGUCCCAAGAAGGAGCUUCAUGACUUGGAAGGAAGAGUCGCAGUCAUUACGGGAGGUGCUCAGGGUAUUGGAUAUGCAGCAGCCCGUGGAUUCUUGGAAGCAAAAGCGAAGGUCAUCCUUGUCAAUCGUCAAUGGGAUACCGGAUCCGAUGCGAUCCACGAGAUCAAGAAUGAUUUCGGCCCCGACGCCCUGGUAGAGUGGUACCAUUGCGAUCUGGGGAAUCUGAAGGAGACAAAGGAAGUAUUUGACGGGAUUCGAGAGAGGGAGAAGAGGUUGGAUAUUCUUGUGCUAUCAGCCGGUAUUAACGCGAAUAAAUUCAGCCUCGACCACGACCACAUUGAAAGCAUCUUUGGCGUCAACUGGCUAGGCCAUUUCUACGCUCUCAACCGUCUCUAUCCUCUUCUCCGAGAGACGGGGAAGAUGAACCCGCCAACAGCACCCAGGAUCAUCCUUCAAUCGUCUGAGGUGCAUCGUGCUGCGCCGUCAACUGUGCAGUUUGAGUCAAUUGAUGAAAUCAACGAUGCCAGGUUGGGUCCUGUGGAACUGUACGCUCGAUCAAAACUGGCAAUGAUUCUGGGUGCCAAAUAUGGGCUUUAUGAAAGGGUUAUCAAGCCGAAUAAGGAUAAUGUUUAUGUCAUUUCUGUGCAUCCAGGAGCGGUCAACACGGCGAUGCAGCAGCAGUGGAAGCAGGCAUAUCCAGGCCUUCUGGGGAAGCUGUUAACUAGUGCGAAUUUGUCAAUUGGACGGAGCCCUGAGCAGGGCGCAUAUGCCACGUUGUAUGCCGCAACCAGCCCUGAGAUCGAGGAGAAAGGUUGGAACGGCGUAUACCUCACUAAUCCAGGCCAACUGGGCAAGGAGAGCUCGCAAGCCAGCGACCCGGGACUCGGCCUUAGACUAUGGCAGCUGAGCGAAAAGUUGGUCAAGGAGAAAGUCGGAGCAGAUGCACUCAACGAUUGGCCGGAAUUGGCUGUUUAGGGUAAUCCCUUUGUUAAUUUUGUACGGUAAUAUCACAUCGCGAUCCAUGUAGGGUUUUUUUCCAGGCCGAUGCGCCGAUGCAGCAAGCACAUCGAAGGAGCUGCUUUGAAAGUUGAACAAAGAGAAAACAGAUCUACAUCAGCAGAUUGAGAUACUUAACUGGUCCAAACAUUACAAAGAAAUAUGAGAUCAAGUCACAGCCUUGGACAGUAUCACCUAGGCUAAACACGGUUCUAAUCAAGACAAAUAUUACCAGUAAUAGGCGAGUAAUUAAGAUUCUCAU